Messenger RNA from Orbicella faveolata, 3789 nucleotides. RefSeq names its product kelch-like protein 11. Gene Ontology annotation, molecular function: protein binding. The record is from RefSeq and is a predicted model, not a curated record. Lineage: Eukaryota; Metazoa; Cnidaria; Anthozoa; Scleractinia; Merulinidae.
AUGAUCAACUACCGUGAUCAGUUGUACGCCUUUCGAUCUCAUGGUAAGGCAGAGAGGUACGAUCCCGUUUUUAAUUGCUGGUGUACUUUGGGCUUGUCCACCGCAUGGUCUGCUAAGGUGGCUGUCGUCAGAGGCGAAUUGUAUGCGAUAGAGGUCAACACAGCAACGGAAAAAUCAACUAUCAAAAGAUACAAUAUUGAGCGGUGUUCAUGGCAGACGGUUUUGUCAUCUCACGAGGACUACAGGCAUGAUUCUUGUGUUGCUGCGGCUGGCAAUCAUCUGUAUGUUUGUGGUGGGUACCUGGCAGGGAAGUACCUUUCGAAGGCUGAGAGAUUUGACACUGUGGAAAACAAAUGGGAGGAAAUCGCAAACAUGCAACAAGAGAGNUUCAUCUACACAGGAAAUGUCGAGGUAACUGAAGAGAAUUAUUGCGAAGAUCUUAUCGCUGCAGCGAACUAUCUUCUCAUUCCGGGCUUGAAAACAGUCUCCGGGCGAUUUCUAGAGCGACAGAUGUCUGAAUCAAAUUGCAUUUCAACAUUUUAUUUUGCUGAGAAAUACCAGUGCGACGAACUCAUAAGUAACAGCAGGAACUUCGUCCACGCAAAUUUUGUUUCUGUAACAGAAAUGGAUGAAUUCUUGAACUUGGAACUUAAAGAAGUCGAGAGGUGGAUUUCAAGCGACGAAAUUGCCAUUGCAGUUGAAGGAGAUGUGUUGAAAAUCGUAGUAAGGUGGAUCGAACGAAACAAAAGCGAGCGGAAAGCAACUUUUGAACAAUUGUUUCGUCACGUACGACUGGCUUCCCUAUCGCGUGACUUUUUAAUCGAUGUCGUGACAAAUGAACUCGUGCAAGAAAACUCUGGUUGUUUAUGGCUGGUCUUAGAUGCUAUAAGGCUGAUGGCUUUUCCAGUGGAAGGAAAUCUUUCGCAGUCGCCGAGAAAAGGGCUUGAUACCCGCGCCAUUGUUGCUUGUGGUGGGAAAUAUACUUUCUGUUAUCUUCCAGAGAAAGACGAGUGGAAGCGUUUAGCCGACGGGUUGUCAAAGAGAGACCAUCAAACUAAGAUGUUAAGCCACCGUGAUCAGUUGUACCUCUUCCCAUCCCAUGGUAAGGUAGAGAGGUAUGAUCCCGUUGUUAAUUGUUGGUGUACUUUGGACUUGUCCGUCACAUGGUCUACCGAGGUGGCUGUCGUUAGAGGCCAAAUCUAUUCUAUAGAGGUCAACACAUCAUCGAAAAAAUCCACUAUCAAAAGAUACGACGUUGAGCGGUGUUCAUGGCAGGCGGUUUUGUCAUCUCAUGAGAACUGCAGGGAAGGUUCUUGUGUUGUUGCGGCUGGCAAUCAUCUGUAUGUUUGUGGUGGGGUCCUGGGAAGCGAGUACUUUUCGAAGGCUGAGAGAUUUGACACUGUGGAAAACAAAUGGGAGGAAAUCGCAAACAUGCAACAAGAGAGAGCGUGCGCUUUUGGUGUGGCAAGUGAAGGAAAGAUUUUUGUAGCCGGAGGGAGGGAUUUUCAAACGUAUCUGAAAACAUGCGAGAUGUUUAACAUUUCGACAAACGAAUGGCAGUUUAUUGGAAGUUUGAAUGUUCCUUGCCUAAUUGGCAGUAUGGUAUGUCUGAAAGGAACACUCUAUGUGCUGGGUGGAACAGAUGGCUCAUGGCGAAAUGAAUUGAGUGUUGAAUGCUAUGACCCUACACAGAACAAGUGGAUCGAGGAGACAAUCAUACCAGUGAAAAGGAUCUCCAAAGACAAUAAUGAUUCAUUCACCGGCUGUGUUCUGAAACUCUCCAAAGGAGUACUAGACAAACUUAAUGUUAUUAAGGAUUAGUGAAACAGCAAAAAGAGAUCUGGUCGUCGGGAAGAAAAACGAAAUUCAAUAUCCUUUACUUUUGCUCAUAUUCGCGAGAGAAAACGUUCUCCUCUGCCGGCCUACGAGUUUUUUCGGUUGAUUUCAUCAGCACUGAAUUAUGAUGAAGAUGUAAUAUUGAACCCAGACCUCCUACGAGAAGGCCGAAUGGAGACUAAGACAGAGUGAAAUCUGGCUACGUCAUAGGAUCAGUUUAACAGUUUUCAAACAUUUUAUAGGAAAGUUUUGUUUUAAAUCUUGUAUUUUCCGCGACCACCGCACAGUAGAAUUAUGAAUAUAUUUGCAUGGUAUCCAUAGUUUUCAGAUUGUUUUACAUUUAGUUGAAACUCACGUAACAAAAUUCUUACCUAUGUUGGAAGCGAAAACUAGAAUUGUCUGAUGUUGACUUGCCGAGAGAUCGAUGAUAUUUAGUGUCCUUCAGCUCAUGGUAAGAAGACAGGUACAACUCUGUUUCAAAGCAACAGUGCCUGCUCAAGAUUAUCACCUGUCAUGCCCAGACCUUUUACUUUUACGGUCAGUGGCACUGAACGAGCGAGGGCUCUGGAAACGAGAUUGGCUGUAAAUUGAGUUUAUAAAAUUUUACAAGAGAAAUUAAUAUGGUGUAGGAAUAUAAUUUUUCACGUUGUUAUUGUAAGAUAGUUUUGUGCUGGUAUGUAGAUUCGUUGGUAUGCAGAUUACGUAAUUAUGCUUAUAAGUUAAUAUUUAAGGAGUUUGUUCGUUAGGAGUUGUUACUUCGACGGCAUCUCCGCUUUUGAUCAGCUCAUUUUGGAAAUUUUGUUUUAGUAAAUUUCCGUGUUUUUGUUUACUACGUUUAUUGCGGUAAUAACUAUCCUAGGGCAAUUUAUAUCUGAUCAAUAAACGAGAUGCCCCCUCCUAUAUGACUGGUGUUUUCUUACUUAUACUAAGUUAGAAAUUAUUUUGUUUUCGUUUCACUGCAGCGUAAUUAGACAACAAGUUUAAUUACCACUUGUCAUGCCCAGAGCUCUUAGAAGCGCAAACGUUGUCAAUCCCAAAUAAACUAAAGCUUGAAUGUGUCUGACUGAGGCUGAUAGGCGGCAAAGAAGAUGUGUUUGUGUGUAAAAUGUUCAACGUGGAUGAAAACUGUCUGAAAGAAAAACGAAACGUAAUACAAUUUUCAUUAUGUAAAUAACUAAAAAAAAAUAUUAAAGCACACCUAUAUCUAAUCAUUCAAAAAUGUCGAAAGGAAUUCCAAAAAGCUGCAAGAAUCGCGUUUUGUGGACACCGCAUGAAUUCAUUUUAAUCAUUGAGCGUUAUUAAUUCUUUGUAACAAAUCGUCCCUGUCUUAGUUAGUUAAGCUGAAUUCUGUGGGAGGCAUUGGAAUAAUUUUACAUGUAAUAGUGAUCGCUUUAGGUUUAAACACACUAAGUGGUGCUAAGAUAGGAAUUGGAACCCAGAAAGGAAAUGACCAUAACUCCCGUCCGGCUUUCCUUUAGGAUCACCACCCUCGCCUUGGAGAGAGGUGCAAGACAAUUUAUUCUCCCUGUGCCUCUCUCCACCAAGGUGUAUCAAUGGGGAAAACGACGAAUUUAAUACUGGGAGGAACGCUACGAUGGACUAGAACACCUCCAGAGGGAAUAGAAAUAGUCCUGGUCGCUUCAUGCUACAGAAACCGAGAUAACCUCCGUCCUGAUCGGCAACUUUGCUCGUACGCAGACCUAACGUUCUACCUUUUUAUUUCUCCCCUGAGAGAAAUUCGACACUGUGGAAAGCAAACUAGCCUGUGUCAAGGGAAGAGGAAAGGUGAGGGAGUUAAUCCCCCAUAUUGACCUUAUCCCUUACUGUAAAUUAUUUUUAGAUAUAGAAUCCCGUCUACCCGUUCCCAUGUGUUCUUGGUCCUUGGUUUUAGCAAAUUGCGCGAGUGAUGAGCUUAAAUUAUGCCCAAAGUGUACUGCCAAUGAUCAUUGUUUU